CAGAAUAUCAAGAAAGAUAUGAUGAUGAUGUCAACUCGCCAACUUGCCAAGCGUCUGAUAAACGCAUCGACCAAUCAAACAUUCACCAGAGUUGCACCCUCCUCAUCAUCGGCACUCUUUUGUAACUCUACUACUUUAUACAACAACAACAAUAAGAAGGUCAACAACUACUCAUCAAAGAAUCAUCAAGAGCCACAUGAGGAGAAAGAUCACUUUGAAUACACCAACAAGUUGGAGCCACAAGUCCUAAAGGAUUACAUCCCAUGCUAUACUGUCAUGGACCAGAAUGGUGUUGUCAAUCCUCCAUCUGCUGAUCCAAAUUUCUCUCAAGAGAUGGUCACCAAGAUGUACUCGACAAUGUUGAUGUUGAACACAAUGGAUUCGAUCUUUUAUGAUGUUCAAAGACAGGGACGUAUCUCAUUCUAUAUGACAUCGUUUGGUGAGGAGGCUAUUCAUAUUGGCAGUGCACAGGCGUUGACGUUGGAGGACACCAUCUUUGCUCAGUACCGUGAGAGCGGUGUGCUGAUGUGGAGAGGAUUCACGCUGGACGAGAUUGCCAACCAGUGCUGCUCCAACGAGCUGGACCCAGGCAAGGGCCGUCAGAUGCCCGUGCACUUUGGCUCGAAGCGCAUCAACGUCCAGACGAUCUCCUCGCCACUGACCACCCAGCUCCCACAGGCUGUGGGCGCUGCCUACACCCAGAAGCUGCUGGGCCAAAAGGCGUGCACCGUUGUAUAUUUCGGCGAGGGCGCUGCCUCUGAGGGAGACUUCCACGCCGCCAUGAACAUUGCCGCCACGCUCUCGGCACCAUGCAUCUUCUUCUGUCGCAACAACAAGUGGGCUAUCAGCACACCAUCUCACGAGCAGUACCGUGGCGACGGCAUUGCUGGCCGUGGACCAAACGGCUACGGCAUGACCACGUUCCGUGUGGACGGCAACGAUCUGUGGGCCGUGUACAACGUCACCAAGAUGGCCAGAGAGAUCGCCGUCGAGAAGGGCUUGCCCGUGCUGAUCGAGGCCAUGACCUACAGAGUCAGCCAUCACUCGACGUCCGACGACUCUAGCAGAUACCGCACGACCGAGGAGAUCAACCAUUGGAAGGAGAAGAAGAACCCCGUCAACAGACUCAAGAACUACAUGGUCCGCAAGGGUUGGUGGUCUGAGGAGCUCGAGAAGACCACCGUCAAGGAGGCACGUGAGGCCGUCAAGAAUGCCCUCAUGAAGGCCGAGAAACAAAAGAAGCCAAAGAUCUCUGAGCUGUUCACCGACGUCUACGAUGACAUCCCCGACCACCUCAAACUCCAGCAACAGGAACUGAUCGAGCAUUUGAAGUUGUACCCAGAUGAGUAUCCAGUGGACCAGUACGCAGCAGAGGACUCAGUACAAAAG
This is a messenger RNA of Acytostelium subglobosum LB1, 1389 nucleotides long. RefSeq lists its product as hypothetical. The record is from RefSeq and is a predicted model, not a curated record. The transcript is spliced from 2 exons. Gene Ontology annotation, molecular function: oxidoreductase activity, acting on the aldehyde or oxo group of donors, disulfide as acceptor. Gene Ontology annotation, biological process: branched-chain amino acid catabolic process. The annotation marks the transcript as partial. Lineage: Eukaryota; Evosea; Eumycetozoa; Acytosteliales; Acytosteliaceae.